CUCUCCCCCACACCACAUGGAAGGAUGCACGCUUCUCCCUCACAGCUGUGUCGGGAAAGGGCUUUGGCAGGCUGGGGAGGAAUUUAAAUGUUUUUAAUUCCUUGCGUCGGCAUUUUUUUGUGUGAAGAUUUGAAGCAGGUUGCGCAGAAGUGAAGCCUUCUGUGGAAUGUAUGAUUGAAAGUCGCACGGAUAAAACUUCUUGGUUUGAUUGCCAAGGGUCCGGAGACUGGAAUAGGAGAUUGUCCUUCUUUUGUUUUUUUCUUAAAGCGUUUUAAUAUUGUUGGGUUUGCAACCAAAACGCCAAGUUUGCACUUGAUAAAUAGCACUAAAGGGAAAACACGGAGAUCUGCUUCUCAGAAGCGAGUUCUGCAUUUUUGAUUCCAACAUUUGCGCUCGAAUGCAAAAAAAGUUUUGUAGUUUAUUUGUUUAGUUUUCGGUUUUUAGAUUCACUGAAACACUUUACAGGUUAUAAUUUCUUCUGUAAGUCUGUUAUCAAUUCAGUUAAAAGAACAAAGCUGCUCAUUUUGCUGCGGAACUUGCUAUUUAUAUAUUUUGUAAAGGGUGUGGGUGCUGCUACAGUAAUCCCUGCUUUGCCAUUUUUUUCUGCUUUGAAAAGUCACUAUUAAAACAAAGAGACGCCUCGUAGGGGUUAAUUUAGCACCAGGCGAGAGGAGCGCCAAAGCGCGCGCGCACAGUGGAGUGGUUGUGCCGAAUCUCAGAGGCGAUGCCCUUUUGUGGAGAGGUCUCUUGUCACUGAGGACACACGGGUUUCACAGUCGGGACACAAGGGCACAGAGAAGAACUGAAUAUUUAAAAGGCUUCAUUCUUUCCCCCCCACUGCUGCUGUGAGUUGACUGUAGGCGGCUGAGAGGAUCUUUGUUGCCUUGGACUGGAGAAAAGUGGAGAAGAGGAAUACGCGCAAGUUGGGGGAGAUCUUAAGAAAAGUGUCACUGCAUCCGAUGGUGUCACCAUCCCAUCUAAAGUCUGCUUUCUCACACUGUCCUGACGGGCUUUGGAUGAAACUCCCACUUUUACGCGUCUUUUUACGCACGAGUGCUGACAGCGCUAGACGAGAUGAUGUGAUCAUGAAAAAGCUUUUGUCCACGGUUCCUGUUAAGGGUCGCCCAGAACUCGCUUCUUUACUUUAAAGGAGUUACUUUGCUGCUGAAAGAAUGCCAUCUGAUAAAUACUCAAACAUGGAAGAAAAACUGUGGAUACUUGAGGAUUUGAAUAUGAUGUACAUCCGUCAGAUUGCGCUCAGCUUGCAGGACAGUGACAUUCAGAAAAAGAUUGACCAUGAAAUCCGGAUGCGCGAUGGAGCCUGCAAGCUGCUGGCUGCCUGCUCGCAAAGGGACCAGGCUCUGGAGGCAGCAAAGAGUCUACAAACAUGCAGCACUCGUAUCAUGGCCUACAUGUCGGAGCUGCAAAGGAUGAAGGAAGCUCAGGUGAUGCAGAACAUCUCACGGAGAUCAUCGGAUGUUGGGCCAAUGGACGACCGACUCCCCUGCAAAGGAAAAGUGGCAAUCUCAGAUCUUCGAAUCCCUCUCAUGUGGAAAGACACAGAGUACUUCAAAAACAAAGGAGAGCUUCAUCGCUGUGCAGUCUUCUGCCUGCUUCAUCUGGGUGGGGAGAUCUUUGACACCGACAUGGUGAUCGUGGACCGGACCCUCACCGAUAUUUGCUUUGACAACCCGAUUAUAUUCAGCGACGCUGGCCCGGGUUUUCAGCUGCAUGUUGAGCUCUACAGCUGCUGCUUUGAGGAGGACUACUCUACAGGAAGCACACCGAGGAAACUGGCUAGCAAGCUGAGCUCUUCACUCGGUCGAUCGGCAGGGAAGAAGCUCCGAGCGGCCAUGGAGACUGGACCGGGUAGUCCUGUCAGCAAUGGAGGGGCAUCGCCACUUCUGCUGCCAGUUCCCUCAGUACAGGGCCCAAAGUACCAUCUCUUAGCUCAUACCACCCUCUCGCUGUCUCACGUUCAGGACAGCUUCCGCACCCAUGACCUCACUAUUUCAGGGAAUGAGGAGUGCUCAUAUUGGCUGCCGCUUUAUGGCAGUAUGUGUUGCCGCCUUGCGGCUCAGCCCAACUGCAUGACCCAGCGGAUGAUGAGCGGAUGGUUAAAAGUCAGGCAGUGUGGAGGUGACCCUCAGAGCUGGUCCAAAGUCUUCGCUGUUCUCAAAGGAACAAGCCUGUUCUGCUACCAUCGCCAAGAGGAUGUGGAGACAAACAUUGAGCCCGUCUUCACUAUCGGAAUUAACAAGGAGACCAGAAUACGUGCAUCAGACAAAGACCCUCACAGUAAAGCUCAGAACAUCUGCAUCAGUAACCAGUACGGUGGCGAGGAAGUCACACACACUCUGACCACAGAAAGCCGAGAGGACACACACAGGUGGAUGGAGGCCUUCUGGCAGCAUUUCUAUGAUAUGAGUCAAUGGAGGCAAUGCUGUGAUGACGUCAUGAAAAUUGAACUUCCAUCGCCAAGGAAACCAGCACCUAUCACACCAAAACAGGGAUCUCUUUACCAUGAAAUGGUUAUUGAGUCAUCAGAUGACCUCAGCAGCACUGUGUCAGACAUCUUGGCACAGCGAAUGCAGGAGCUGGAGCUCCGUAACCAGCUGGGCACCUCUCCCACCUGGAUGUCUUUGUUUGAGGAGAACCUUCCAAAAAGUGGCGCCUUCACUCGUCAGUAUUCUCCCCGCCUGUCUGGCCUCAGCCCCAGCUCUCCUCGUGGAAGACCCCGGAGCCCUUUGAGCUACCAGCGUUGCCCCCAGCUGGGUCUGCUGUCCUCAGAUGCGAGCUUGACGUCCGACAGCGACAGCCACUGCAGCAGCCCCUGCUCUCACCGCUACGGCUGGCCCGAGCCUUCCUCAAACUUGUCUCUUUUGUCGUCGUCUCCUUCCCGUCUGAGGCCGCGCACUCUUUCGCUGGACGCUAAACUCAGUACUCUUCGAGGAAAGGGCUAUGGAAGUACCCUUCAGUGCCCCUGCCACCCUCCACCCUCGUCACUACUCGCUCCUCUCCCUAUGUCUUCUCGGCCCCCUCGGUCACCGCGCGGCGCGCAGACCACCCUCUCGUGUUCCAGCUCCACCUCAAGCAACAGCUCCAGCAACAGUGAAGGUAACCACAGCCCAGAGUCAUCUGAGGGUGUUGCUUUUUCAAGACCCUCCCCGGUCCGGCGCAGUUUGAGGAACCUCAGGGCCAGACUUGAUCCUCGAAACUGGCUCCAAAGUCAGGUGUGAAUUGUUCUGAUAUUUUAGGAUUAUUUAAAGGCAUUAAAGUGGGAUUUAACUGGCUUAACAUGUGAACUAAACUCAGGCAACUGCUUGGCAAUGAGCACAUCCCUGAAAAGUAUGGCGGUAGGAUGCCCUUCGAUCAGGGAUGGAAUAAUGGAAGACUACCUGUAGAAUGUCUGCUUUGCUCAAAACCCAGGUGGAAACCCCUGGUGGCGUUGCUGAGCUUCCACAGCUUUAAAGUUAAGCGGUACUCUGCCUGUUUUAGGAAGUGGUGGGCCUGCUACUUGGGGGAAAUUAAUGCUCAAAGCUCUGUUACCGUUUGAAUACGUAAUGACGUGUCUGCGAAUCUCUCUGAAACCUAAUUUUAAAACUGGAAAAGGUUUAAUUUAUGUCCCUAAUGUCCAUCCUCCUGAUGUCUUCAUGCCAUGAUGUGAAGCUGUAUUUUCACUGGAUGUUAAGUAUUGUGAUAUCCAGGUGGUUUGUUGUGAAACCAACAGCAAAAAAAGAGCAAGUUUUAAAAGGUUAGGGGCUGCUGCUACAUGUAGAGGUAAUUAGUCCAUGUUUGUUUCUUGUACUUUGACUCCUAAUUCAGUGCACUGACCCAAUCAUUCAAAAAUUAUCUUUGCAAGUGUUCCCAAAGUCUGUUUGCACCAUUUUGCUUCCAUGCAUGAUUUGGCCUGGUCUUAAAAUGUUUAACUACUUGAGGAAAUUUUAGCGAGUGGAAGCUUAAUGCAAUUGCUCAAAAUUACUGUACUAUUUAUGACUGUGAUCUCUUAGAGUAAAAAAAAAAGGCAAAACUGCUGAGGUCUUCACUUAUUUAUCUGCACACACAAAACAGGUUGUCAUCCACUAAUCCAUCAUGGUCAACAAAAAUUAUGGUAUAAGCCAAAGCAUAUACUUCUACACUGACUUACUGAAGUAUUUGGGGUUUUUAUUGGAUGUGAAUUCCUAAAUUACAAAUAUAAAGAUAUAUUUAUAUGUCUGUGAUACGAUAAACCACAUAAGAAGUAUAAAAUUAUCUUAGGAUGGUUUUUACAUUUCCACAUCGCAGGGCCUUUUGUUUCAAGACCUCUUGUUAGUUUAAGUCUGAGCCCAUUUAAAAAGAGUAAAACCUCCAUCUUGAUUUUUUUUUGCCGUCACUCUUCUGGGAAACUUUUAUUUUGAUUUUUCAAAUGUUUCAAAAACACAUUUUUCUGUAAAUUUUUACAAGUUAACGGUUUUCUUUUUUGAUUUUAUAAAAUGUAUAGAUGUAUGGUAAUCAUAACGAAUGAUGUGCAGACCUUUAACUGUUAGAAUGAAAAACUGAAUGUCGUAACCUUGCAAGGUUCCCUUGUUAGUAGGCCUUGUGAUCUGCAUGUGCGCUUUCCUCAAGGGAGAACAUGUGAGGAACUCUCAUGUUUAAGCAAUGUAAUACUAAUUAUAAUAAAUGUUUUAUCAAUCUGUCUCAUUA
Oryzias latipes (Japanese medaka) is the source of this 4683-nucleotide messenger RNA. It is a transcript of the gene rtkna, whose product is annotated as rhotekin a. Gene Ontology annotation, biological process: septin ring organization; actomyosin contractile ring assembly; mitotic cytokinesis. The record is from RefSeq and is a predicted model, not a curated record. Gene Ontology annotation, cellular component: actomyosin contractile ring. NCBI's taxonomy places the organism in Eukaryota, Metazoa, Chordata, Actinopteri, Beloniformes, Adrianichthyidae.